Molecule: messenger RNA, 1711 nt
Organism: Pistacia vera
Lineage: Eukaryota; Viridiplantae; Streptophyta; Magnoliopsida; Sapindales; Anacardiaceae
Product: F-box only protein 13-like
Exons: 2
Coding region: 207-1451 (414 amino acids)
Molecular function (GO): protein binding
Source: RefSeq, a predicted model, not a curated record
ACCGGGAAGCUUCCUACCUCCCUUCCUCACUUCAUUUUAACUUUGCUUCUUUUUCUUUUUUCUGUUUUUUUGUUUCUUGUCUCUUUUUAAAGCCACCCCCACCUCACGCUCACACUCACACUCACACUCACUCUCACCUCCCAUUCCAACUCCUCUUCACAGUCUCACUCACGAACCUGCAAUUAAUUGUCACAAGCAUAGAAUCAAUGGAGCUUCUUGAUUGCUGGGCUUCAAGGCCGUCUAGGAAGAGAAAGUCACCCGAGGAAGAUAAAGACACUUUGAGCUUCUCCAUGGAUGAGCUCAAUCAAGAUCUUCUUGAAAGAGUAUUAUCAUGGCUACCCACCUCCACAUUUUUCCGUCUUAGUUCGGUCUGUAAGAGAUGGAAGUCAGUUGCAGAUUCUUCCAGCUUCAAGGUUGCCUGCUCUCAGAUUCCUUCCCGGGAUCCAUGGUUUUUAAUGGUUGAUCGCCAUCUCAACCAUUCAGUUGUUUUCGAUUCUGCUGAAAAAGGUUGGAAAGGGCUCAAACACCCACCUCUCCUCCAGCAGAAAUCCAAAUCCGAUUGCAUGCCAGUUGCAGCAUCUGGUGGUUUGGUCUGUUUCCGAAAUGCAUCUGGAAAUUUCAUUGUCUGCAAUCCCGUGACAGGGUCAUGUCGCAAACUCCCUCCACUGGAUCUUGCACCUGAAAACCAAUCUCUUCAUGCCAUUGUCAUGGAUCAAUGUUCCCAAUAUGACAGCUCUUACAAGCUUGUGUUAGUGUUUGGUGAACUUCCAAAACUAUCAUUCAAAGUCUACAACUCAAGUGGUAAUUGCUGGGAAGAAGAGAUUUCGCUGAGUAGAAAGGUUGAUGAAACUAUGGAGAUUGAGUCAAAUGAUGAUGACGAUGAUGAUGCUGUUUACUUCCUUAGUAAAGCUGGUAAUGUAGUAGCCACUAACAUGCAGAGAAGUCCAUCCAAGGAAUACUCUUCAGUCAUUACUUGCAAAGAUGGUGAGGAAAUUGCUUAUUUCCUUAGCUCAUCUGGUGUAAUUGUGGCAUGCAAUCUGACCCGCAAGAGUUUCUCUGAGUACCCAAGGCUGUUACCAGUCUUUUCUGAGUACUCCAUUGAUGUAGUGCAAUGUAGAGGAGAAAUGCUAGUUGUUUUGUUAUCAGAAUUUCUUGAAAGUGCCAGUCUUAGAGUGUGGAGAUUUGAUCAGGAUAAGGGGUCUUGGCAUCAGAUUGCAGCAAUGCCACCAGCAAUGUCGCAUGAGUUUUAUGGCAAGAAGGUGGAUAUAAACUGUGUUGGGGCUGGUGACCAGAUAUUUAUUUGCUUAAACUCUGCUGAGCAUUUCAGUUAUGUUUUAUGUGAUUUGGUCACCAGUGAAUGGGUUGAUUUGCCCAGAUGCUAUAUGGAUGGUGAAGCCGUGGAGUUCAUGUCUGCCUUCUCAUUUGAGCCAAGGAUCGAAGCUUCUGUAUGAGAAGCACUAGAGUUGGCAAGGGAGCAACAUAUUCAGGAUCAAGAACGCCGCUGUGACUUUUCAUUAAUCUGUAGUUUUCUUGUAUUCUUUCAUAGUUUCAUGAGUUUUUUAUUUCUUUAAUUUGUUCAAGCAAAUUAGCCAACGUAAAUUGGUAUGAACUUUGCUAUUAAAAUUAACUCAAUUCAUUUGUAACAUCGUGUACUACUUACUACACUUGAGUUUACAAAAAUUGUCAUGCUUGUCAUUCUAAUAAAGAUUUC